Messenger RNA from Coturnix japonica (Japanese quail), 1410 nucleotides. RefSeq names its product mitochondrial ribosomal protein S31 (gene MRPS31). The record is from RefSeq and is a predicted model, not a curated record. Gene Ontology annotation, molecular function: structural constituent of ribosome. Lineage: Eukaryota; Metazoa; Chordata; Aves; Galliformes; Phasianidae. Gene Ontology annotation, cellular component: mitochondrial small ribosomal subunit.
GCAGUUCUCGUUCCCGGCCGGCGGCGCUGAGGUGACGCCGGGGCUGUGAGCGCCAUGUGGGGCGGCUACAGACGCUAUGGCCGCAUCCUCCUCCUUGCCGGGGCGGCUCGGCACUGCGGGCGGCCUCACAGCAAAACGCAGGGACUCUUCAGCACUAGCAGUGUGCUCUCUACUACUAAAGAUGAAUCUACCGCUUCUACAGACAGCGCCACCAAAGCGACAUCGAAGGAGGGUGCGGAAGAAACACCAAAACAGAAAUUGCUAAAAAUUAUCGGUAAUAUGAAAGUAGAACUGACCACUAAGAGGAAAUUUCAACAAUUAAAAGAGCAGGAGAUCAAAAAGCAAGCUGCUAACAAGCAGGAAGGCCCGGACAGUGAAAGUAGCACAGAAGACAACGUUCAGCGAAGCAGGCCUUUAAAUCCAGAACUGGUGCAGGCUGCAUCUGCUGUUGCAGCUUCCUUCCCACACAGCAAGGAACAGGCAGAAUCAGAGUUACUUGCACAACUUAGAAGGCAUGAAGAAACCACAGAUAAACAGAGAAGGGGAGGAACUAUUAACAUACGCAAUGUUAUUUCGGAAAUGGCAGUUAAGAGAGAGUCCCCAGCUCAGAGAGGCGCGAGUAUAUCCAGACGCAUCUCCUUGGAGGUGGAUGAGGAUGGUCAAAGAAUCAAGCCUGGAAGACCCUCAUCUCGCUCUCUUGACUCCACAAGAAGUCUUAAAGCAGGAAAAAGACUUAAUAUAUUCACUAAGGCUUCUCCAGAAAUGGAAAACGCACUGAAAACAGUAUCUUCGCCAACAAUUUGGGAUCUGGAAUUUGCCAAGGAGAUUGCAGCAGUAACUGAGCAGCCUCCCCGGAAUGGUUUUGAGGAGAUGAUCCAGUGGACCAAAGAAGGAAUACUGUGGGAGUUUCCAAUUGACAAUGAAGCAGGGAUGGAAGAUGAUGCUGAAUUUCAUGAACAUAUCUUUCUGGAGAAACACCUCCAAGAUUUUCCCAAGCAAGGACCCAUUCGCCACUUCAUGGAACUGGUCAUCUGUGGGCUUUCAAAAAACCCAUACCUCAGUGUUAAGCAGAAGAUUGAACAUAUUGAUUGGUUUCGGAAUUAUUUUGAGGAAAAGAAGGAGUAUCUUCAAGAGGUUUGAGACUUGGGAAAGUGGAGUGAAGAAAAUGUGCAGUAGUCACAUGAUCUGAAAGUUGCAUUUUAAAUAAUAAAGGCCAUAUUUCUGUGUGCACUUGUCCACGUAUGUGUAGAUCUCUCUUAGCAACAAAAGAAGGAGCUGAACAGUCUAGAUUUUGUACAACGUGCAUUUAAUAUUAAAUUGAUCAAAUUGAUCAAAUCAUUGUCUUUUAAACAUGAAACUAAUCUUUUGACCAUAGAAAAUAUUAAAUCUGAUUCCGGUUCUUACUGCCUU